AUGGCGUCUCCGGUGCCGGACCUCAACGAACCAUUACCAAAUCUUCUGGACCUAAAUAAGCCCAUAAAAGAAUUCGAUUCCGACGAGCUUAAUCAAACUAAUGAUCUUGCCAUGGUUAUCCAGGGCGAAGAAAGGCCAUUGCGAGUAGUAAAAUACAAGAGUUACAUUGAGAAGGUGAUGGUUCUUGGCAAAAUUGGUAUAUCCCCUUUCACUUAUAGAGAACCAGCUCAGAGGAGCAGUGUUAACAGACCUUUGGGUACAAUGAUCACAAAGGCAAUGACGUCAAUCAGCAGGAGACUAUCAGGUCGUUUCUCAUUGACAAGGUUGCCUGUCAUCAGAGAAAAAUGGCCAAGGGAAGACUCUGGGUGCCCUAUUUUCAUUCAGCAAGAUAAUGCAAGAAAUCACAUUGAUCCCAAUGAUGAAGAAUUCUGUCGAGCAUCUAAACAAGAUGGAUUUGACAUUCGGUUGUAUUGCCAGCCUCCAAACUCUCCAAAUCUGAAUGUCUUAGACUUUGUCCAUGCAGUGGAGGAAGCAUAUGAUGACUUCUCAGUAGCUAGUUCCAACCAUGUGUUUCUCUCGCAACAAGCUUGCAUGAGAGAAAUUAUAAAGGCAAAAGGCAGCCAGGACUACGAUACUCCUCAUAUAGGCAAGGCUGCAUCGGGGAAGAAUGGCGAUCUUCUUGAACUAGACUGA
This is a messenger RNA of Phragmites australis (common reed), 693 nucleotides long. RefSeq lists its product as uncharacterized. Bases 1 to 693 code for a protein of 230 amino acids. The record is from RefSeq and is a predicted model, not a curated record. Gene Ontology annotation, molecular function: nucleic acid binding. The transcript has 4 exons. NCBI's taxonomy places the organism in Eukaryota, Viridiplantae, Streptophyta, Magnoliopsida, Poales, Poaceae.